This is a messenger RNA of Hepatospora eriocheir, 1329 nucleotides long. The record is from the annotation of a GenBank genome assembly. NCBI's taxonomy places the organism in Eukaryota, Fungi, Microsporidia, Hepatosporidae.
AUGAAUCUUAAAGAAUCUCUCAAGACUAAAAUAGUAAAGGAAGUGUUGACUUUGUAUGAAAAUACUUGGUUUGUAUUAGGUUAUGAUUUUGUUGGAGGUAGUAUUAUAUCUGAUUUCUUUAAGAAAAGUGAAUUAGUUGAUUAUUCUAUCUUUACUACUUUUCUUAUUAAAAUGAAGAAGUAUCAAAUGGACUACCCAAUUGUUUAUUUUGUUGAAAACACUCCUGAGAACUACAAGACUAUUAAGAAAGAGUUUGAUAAAAAGUUAUUUUCUAAGACAAUAGUAGUAGUUAUUGGUGAUAAGGAAGAUUCUUAUUUUUCUAAUCAAACUAAUCUAUUUAAAGUUAUUUACUUUAAUUGUUUAAUUAAACCAAUUGAAGAGAGGAUUUUUAUUAACAAUAACAUUCAAAUGAUUCCUAAAUAUUUAGAAGAGUUAUUUAAGAAAGGUUUUAAUGUUUUUAGUUCUUUGAAUUUAAAAGAUCAUUAUGAUUUUAAUGAUAGUAGUUUUUCUGUUAGUGGUGAUUUAUUAAUAUUAGAUAGAUCUUUUGAUUAUUUUACUCCUUUAAUUCACUUCCUCACCUACAAAUCAAUGUUAUAUGAAAUUGAUUCCAAUGAUGAUUCAUUAAAUGAAUUUAAAAAUGAUGUAUUAUGGCCUGAUCUUAGAUAUCAACAUACUGCAAAUAUUAACAAUAUUCUUAAAUACCAUAUUAAUAAACUAACAUCUAAUAUGGAAAAAUUAAACAAAGAGGGGUCAAUUGGUGAACUUUCUAAAAUGGUUAUGGAUGCUCCUGAAAAUUCCAAAAUUAAAGAAAGUAUAAAUAGACAUUCUAAAAGUUUGCAAGAUUGUUUUACUAAAUUAGAAAAGUUACAAGCUAAAACUUCAGAGGAUCCUUAUUUUAAGAAUUUAAUUGAAUCUGAACUGAUAUUAGCAACUAACAGAAGACAGGGUGAGAAAGUCUCUAAAUUUGAAUUAUCUAGUAUUUUUGAAAUAUUCCAGAAUACUUCUAUUGCUAAAGAUGAUAAAUUAAGAUUACUUUAUUUACUUAAGUUGAAAAAUCUUAAAUUUACAGCUACUGAAAUGAACAUUCUACAGCAAUUUGGAUUUAAGUCUGAGGAUAUUAAUUUGAAAAUUGAUACUUCUAAUCAGUAUAAAAGAAAAGAAUUUAAACAGAUUAGCAAGUUUGAAAUUUCUAGGUUUGAGCCUUUUCUUAGAGAUAUAAUUUUAGAAUUUUUAUCUGAUGAUCAUUCCUUUUUUAGUAAAAAUAAUAAUUUAAGUGUUAAAGAAAAAAAGGACAAUGUUUUUAGUUUAAGAAGAACUAAAAUGAUUUAA